Messenger RNA from Coffea eugenioides, 1887 nucleotides. RefSeq lists its product as uncharacterized. The record is from RefSeq and is a predicted model, not a curated record. NCBI's taxonomy places the organism in Eukaryota, Viridiplantae, Streptophyta, Magnoliopsida, Gentianales, Rubiaceae. Bases 101 to 1684 code for a protein of 527 amino acids. The transcript has 5 exons.
UUCUGAUGAUCCCUCUCUCUCCCCGAAAACCCCCCUUCAAUUCGUCCUUUUGGGUCUUCCCAGCUAACAGGAACACACCCGAACUCGUAUCAUUGACAGCAUGGAACCAACCUUGGGGAAUGACAUCAGUGGCCAAGAUUCACGGCCAUUAAUUGAAACCGAAAACUUCUCCCAUGAUCUUCAGGAGCUGCGGUUAGAAAAUGAAUCCAUGGUCGCCGAGAUUGAAUCCUUUCGUGCAUCAUAUCAAACCCUCCAAUCUAGCUACACAGAGAAAGAGGAAAAGGUAGCCCAGAUCAAUCAAGAAAAAGAAGAGCUUUUUAAGCAAAAAGCUGAUCUCUUGGAGGCCAUUGAAGAGUUAUCGAGCGAAAGAGACUCCCUGCGCGAUGAGUUCACUAAGCUUGAGGCCUCUUCGAGGGAGCAGGAAGUUGAGGGGGUGCGGGAAAAAGAGGAAAUCAAGGAAGAACUUGAAAGUUGUAAAGACAGACUCGAGGAGCUGUUGAAGGAGAAGAAUGAAAAAAAUCAGUAUUUUUCCCAAAAAUUGGGCAUGAUUAAGCAAGGUUUGGCUAGGGUAGUUGAUCGUUUAGAUGUAGAAGGGGAAGAGCACAGCAAUGAAUUGGAGUUAAAUGGGGAUUUGGGGUUGGAAUUCAAGGGGAUUUUGGAGUUACUAAGUAAAGUUGAACUGAAAUUGGAUGAAUUUACGGAGAAAAGGAAGAAAGAAAAGAGGGAACUUGAGAGUAGUUUAGUUAGCCUGACAGAGGAGAACAGAGAUAUCAAUAACUUACUGAGGAUCGCCCUAGUGGAAAAAGAAGCAGCGGAGAAGAGCUUAAAUAAGCUAAAGGGGAACAAUGAACAGAAGAGAGGGGCUAUCUUGCAAAUUGCUGAAAGAAGUUUGCAGAAAGUAGGUUUUGGCUUUAUAGUCGGAACUGGAGGAAAUGAACUGUCAUCUGAAAACUCUGCUGCUAAUUUAGCUCCUAAAUCGGAUAGUAGUGAAUGUGAAGAGGAGGCUGUUAGUUUGGCUUCAACUGUGGAGAGAAUAAUGAAGAACUUGCGACUUGAAAUUACCCAAUUAAGGAGGUCUUUGGAUGACUCUAGGUCAGAAUCUGAACGCCUUCAGAGUCUAACAGAGAUGCAAGCUCAUAAAAUGGCAGAAUAUGUUAUGUACAUCAAAGAGCUCGAGGACAGGGAAUUGAUUUUAACUCAAAAGGUUGAAGAACUCCAUGUAAAAAUUAUAGAAACUGAGGAAGAGGUUGCAAGGUGGAAAGAAGCUUGUGAGUUGGAGGUGCAGGCUGGAAAAUACUUAACUGAAGAGCAUGAAAAAGUGGUUCACAUUCUACAACAAGAACUAGAAAAGACAAGGACUGCUUUGCAUGUGUCAAAAAGCAAAGUAAAGCUCAAGGACGAGCUAGUAGCCACUGCAAUUGCUGCGCAGGAAGCAACUGAGAGAUCUCUCCAGCAGGCUGACAGCCGUUCUGCAGGACUCCUUGCCCGAAUAGAAGAGCUGACAAGAGAGUUGGAGGAAACAGAGAAGAGGGAGCGGGCUAAUCGGCAUAGAAUCAGGCAUAUUUGCUGGCCAUGGCGAGCUCUCAAGUUCAACCCUGCUAAUACUGCAAAUAGUACUGUUAGAAAUAUCAGACGGAUGCUACCCGAGAUGCAAGCCUUGCUACAUGAACGUCUCAGUGUCUAGCCUUGUCAGACCAAAUUGAAUGUGGCUAAAUUGCACGAGUUGUAAGAUGGCACAUUCUAGCUAGAUGUGGAAUGUCUGUACCUUUAAUCCAGUUACGUGACGUUGUUCUACUUCUUAGUAGAGAUGUGGAAUGUCUAGGGCAUGCAAAACUGCAUGCAAAUAACACUCCUAUCAGCUCAAUCUCUUUUUGAACUUUUCUCUAA